AUGGAGCUCAUUAUUUUCCUUGUUUUUUCAUUUGUCAUUCAUGGAGCUCUUGCCAGUAAUGGUGAAAUUGUGUGUGAAGAUUUGUCAGUAGGAUUGUGUGCCUACUCAGUUGCUUCGUCAGGGAAGCGUUGCUCUUUGGAGAGUUAUGAAUCAAUCAAGGGAACAAGAGGGUACCAAUGCAAGACCUCGGAUGUGUUAGUGUCCAAUAUUGACAUAACAAAUUCGAUUGAAAGUGACGAGUGCAUUAGUGCUUGUGGAGCUGAUAGAAACUCUCUUGGCAUUUCUUCUGAUUCACUUCUUGAAUCAACAUUCACUUCUAAGCUGUGUUCUCAAGAAUGCAACCAAAAGUGCCCUAACAUUGUUGAUCUUUACUACAAUCUGGCUUUGGGAGAAGGGGUGUAUUUGCCAGCAUUUUGCAAGGGAAGAAAUUUGAACGGACGCCGUGAAAUGAGCCAAAUCCAAAGCUCAGGUGUGGCGUGGGGACCGUCAGCUCCCUCGAGUGGAUAUGGUCGACAGUUGAGUGAAGGGCCUGCAGCGAGCGUUGCACUCACAUUCGAGGCUGAUGCACCGUGGUGA
Messenger RNA from Solanum lycopersicum (tomato), 576 nucleotides. RefSeq lists its product as uncharacterized. The record is from RefSeq and is a predicted model, not a curated record. NCBI's taxonomy places the organism in Eukaryota, Viridiplantae, Streptophyta, Magnoliopsida, Solanales, Solanaceae.